This is a messenger RNA of Mobula hypostoma (lesser devil ray), 4866 nucleotides long. RefSeq names its product gastrula zinc finger protein XlCGF7.1-like. Bases 445 to 1506 code for a protein of 353 amino acids. The record is from RefSeq and is a predicted model, not a curated record. Gene Ontology annotation, biological process: regulation of transcription by RNA polymerase II. Gene Ontology annotation, molecular function: DNA-binding transcription factor activity, RNA polymerase II-specific; RNA polymerase II cis-regulatory region sequence-specific DNA binding. Lineage: Eukaryota; Metazoa; Chordata; Chondrichthyes; Myliobatiformes; Myliobatidae. The transcript is spliced from 2 exons.
UUAAAUCAGGUUUGCUGGGUAAAAUGAUUUCAUUGGAAUAUUCAGCGACUUGACGGGGUAGCAGCGAGGGUGGGGUGUAACCCCGGCUGAGGUCCUUACAAUAAAGAACCAGUAACGUCCGGUCAAAUUUGCAGACUGACUUGGUUUAAACCGAAUAAACUGCGGAAAUGGUGAACGCACAACCGGACUACGACCCAUGCGCUCUAUUUAGGCCCUCCCUCCCUCUCGUAUUCCCAGUCAAGGGCGAGUUCGCUGGCGUGCGCGCAGGGGCCGUGAAAAGGUAACUUCCAGGGGCCUGGCAGACACCGAGCAUCUUGGAAGAGCAGCCGCUGUGGGGACGUCAUGAGUUAAACACGAAGCAGACGGUUCUCGAGUAUAGAGUUUCCCGCACCCGCAUGUCGGUCCGCAAGCCUCUCCCCGCUGCCAGUUAGGGGCCAAGAGCAAAUGACCGGAACAGCACCAGAAGCUGGGCGAGACUGGAACGAGGGAUCACGGGCCAAGAGUGAAGGGGGGACUACUUCAGGGGAAUCUGAGGGGGAUCUUCUUCACUCAGAGGUUGGUGAGAGUGUGGAAGGAGCUGCUGGUGGAAAUGGUGGACGUGAGGCCGAUUCCAACAGGUCACCGGUGAUGGACCAUUCACAGACAGGAAGUUCCAACCAAAGUGUGGGUGAAGACCGGGCCGAGUCUCCCCAGCCGUCUGAACGUCUUCAGCCUUUGAGCAGGGGAGCGAAAGGCCGCGUUCAGGGCGGGGUGAAGCGGUGCACAUGCUCCGAGUGUGGACAGAGCUUCAGCCGAGUGUCUCUUCUCUCAAAGCACCGAUGCCAACCCCCCGGGGAGAAGCCGUGGAAAUGCGGGGACUGCGGGAAGGGGUUUAACUACCCGUCCCAGCUGGAAAUCCACCGCCGCAGUCACACGAGAGAGAAGCCGUUCAUCUGCACCGUGUGCGAGCAGGGCUUUUACUGCCUGUCCAACCUCAUCACGCACCAGAGGUUUCACACGGGGGAGCGGCCGUUCACCUGCUCCGAGUGCGGGAAGGGCUUCAGUCAACCGUCCAACCUUCUCAGGCACCAGCGGUUCCACACCGGGGAGCGGCCGUUCACCUGCUCCGAGUGCGGGAAGGGCUUCACCCAGCCCAGCUCCCUGCUGUCGCACCGGCGGGUUCACACGGGGGAGAGGCCGUUUGUCUGCUCCGAGUGCGGGAAGGGCUUCACUCUGUCCUCCCAGCUGGUGAGGCACCAGCAGGUCCACACCGGGGCCAGGCCGUUCACCUGCGCCGAGUGCGGGAAAGGGUUCACUCAGUCGUCCUCCCUGCUGACGCACCGGCGGGUUCACACCGGCGAGAGGCCCUACACCUGCCCGGCGUGCGGGAAGAGCUUUGCUCAGCUCUCCAACCUGGUGACGCACCAGCGACUGCACACCGGGGAGAGGCCCUACACCUGCCCCGUGUGUAAGAAGCGAUUCGCCUAUUCAUCCAACCUCUGGAAGCACCAGCAGAUUCACAAGUGAGGGCUCCUUCCCACAGGCCAUUGGAUUUUCAAAUUCAACGGAGCCAUAACGCAAGGACUUUUACUCCCUCACGUUGUGGGAUGGAUGUAAGAUUUUAAAAAUAAAUUCUAAAUUCAGCAGCCUCAGUCUGCUUCCUCUCCCUCCACUGUCAGGGUCCUGGAUGAUUUCGGACACUCAGACCCAGUGUUUGCCUGGGUCCACCUGAGAGAACAUGCGGCUCUCAGUUUAACAUUUUAGCUUUGACGGUCAAUCCUCCGAGCCCCGUGGCGUCAGGCUGGAGCCUGGAGUCCCAGCUGACCAGAGAAACGGGGAAGCCCUCAGCUCUGAAUUUCCGUCUAACCCUCAGCAAUUUAUUUUUGGGAAAUCCUUUUGCACAGCCUCAGAAGGAAGGGAUUUACAGACCGGAAUUGCGUGCUGAUGACAUCCCGACGGUCUGGCAAUCCACCCACACCUGAACAUCACGGUGGGGCGGUGCUGGGUGUAGAUCUGUCCUGGGUGAGGAUUGCAGACUUCAGUACUGAUUUAUACUCGUGUCCAUGACGUCCACUGGAGUGAGUGUGCGCUCACAGCGUUCACCACGUGCACACGCAGUCACCCUGACAGUGUCCCAGAGAACUGAGUUUUAAAUGGGUUGACAGUCAGAAAAUGGCCCCUCCUCAGUCCAUGUGAUUUACAGUAAAGCACAGAAGUACAAAAGAGUCAGUGGCAAAACUGCACACAUACCGACAACCAAAAUGCAAAAGGUAAACUGUAAAUAUACAAAAAAACACGAGUAAUAAUAAAUAAUACUGAGAAUAUGACUUGCUGAAUCCUUGAAAGUGAGUCUGUAGGUUGUGGAAUGGCCACAGUGAGAAGACAGCAUGGACACGAGGUAGAAAACUAGAGUGAUACACACACAACGAGGAGCUCAGUAGGUCAGGCAGCGUCUGUGCAUGGGAAUCAAUCCGGGGUCUUGGCCCGAAACGUUGACCGGUUAGUUCCAUCCGUGAGUGCCGCCUGACCUGCUGAGCUCCUCCAGCACGUGGUGUGUGAACCCCCCUGGUUUCCUUGGCUGCGCAAGUCCAGGGAAAACGCUCUCCGGUCCCGCCAAACCCGUGAGACUGAGACGGCUCGUCCCAUCCCCAAACCCCGGUGUGUGUGGACGCUGUGUCGUUUGCUCCCCGCUCUUUGCCUUCUGUGGGCAAGCCAUUCCUGGAUCCACAAAGCAAUGUCCCCUUGGAUCCCAUGCCUCCUUACUUUCUCAAUAAGCCUCGCAUGGGGUACCUUAUCAAAUACCUUGCUGAAAUCUAUAUACACUACAUCUACUGUUCUACCUCCAUCAAUGUAUUUAGUCACAUCCUCAAAAAAUUCAAUCAGGCUCAUAAGGCACAACCUGCCUUUCACAAAGCCAUGCUGACUAUUCCUCAUCAUAUUAUGCCUCUCCAAAUAUUCAUAAAUCCUGCCUCUCAGGAUCUUCUCCAUCAACUUACCAACCAUUGAAGUAAUACUCACUGGUCUAUAAAUUUCCUGGGCUAUCUCUACUCCCUUUCUUGAACAAUGGAAUAACAUCCGCAAACAUCCAAUCCUCCGGAAUCUCUCCUGUCCCCAUUGAUGAUGCAAAGAUCAUCGCCAGAGGCUGAGCAAUCUCCUCCCUCGCCUCCCACAGCAGCCUGGGUUACCUCUUGUCCGGUCCCAGUGACUUAUCUAACCAUGCUUUCCAAAAGCUCCAGCACAUCCUCUUUCUUAAUAUCUACAUGCUCAAGCUUUUCAGUCCGCUGUAAGGGAUCCCUGCAAUCAUCAAAAUCCUUUUCCGUAGUGAAUACUGAAGCAAAGUACUCAUUAAGUACCUCUGCUAUCUCCUCCGGUUCCAUACACAUUCUUCCACUGUCACACUUGAUUGGUCCUAUUCUCUCACGUCUUAUCCUUCAGCUCUUCACAUACUUGUAGAAUGCCUUGGGGUUUUCCUUAAUCCCAUUCACCAAGGCCUUCUCAUGGACCCUUCUGGCUCUCCUCAUUUCUUUCUUAAGCUCCUUCCUGCUAGGCUUAUAAUCUUCUAGAUCUCUAUCAUUACCUAGUUUUUUGAACCUUACGUAAGCUCUUCUUUUUGACUCGAUUUACAACAGCCUUUGUACACUGCGGUCCCUGUACCGUACCAUCCUUUCCUUGUCUCAUUGGAAUGUGUGCAGAACUCCACGCAAAUAUCCCCUGAACAUUUGCCAAAUUUCUUCCGUACGUUUCCCUGUGAACAUCUGUUCCCAAUUUAUGCUUCCAAGUUCCUGCCUGAUAGCCUCAUAUUUCCCUUUAUUCCAAUUAAAUGCUUUCCUAACUUGUCUGUUCCUAUCCCUCUCCAACACUAUGGUAUAGGAGAUAGAAUUGUGAUCACAAUCUCCAAGAUGCUCUCCCACUGAAGGAUCUGACACCUGACCAGGUUCAUUUCCCAAUACCAAAUCAAGUACAGUCUCUUCUCUUGUAGGCUUAUCUACACAUUGUGUCAGGAAACCUUCGUGAACACACCUAACAAACUCCACCCCAUGUAAACCCCUUGCUCUAGGGAGAUGCCAAUCAAUAUUUGGGAAAUUAAAAUCUCCCACCAUGACAGCCCUGUUAUCAUUACACCUUUCCAAAAUUGGUCUCCCUCUCUGCUCCUCGAUGCCCCUGUUACUGUUGGGUGGUCUAUAAUAAACACCCAGAAGAGCUAUUGAACCCUUCCUGUUCCUAACUUCCACCCACAGAGACUCUGUGGACAAUCUCUCCAUGUCUUCCACCUUUUCUGCAGCCGUGACACUCUCUCUGAUCAACAGUGCCGUGCCCCCACCACUUUUACCUCCCUCCCCGUCCUUCCUGAAACAUCUAAAGCCUGGCACUCGAAGCAACCAUUCAUGCCCCUGGGCCAUCCAAGUCUCCAAUGGCCACAACAUAUGAAUGUGGCAGCAAAUAUCUCGAUUCACAAUGGGGAGCAACCAUCAACAUAUUGUGUAUGGGACGAGCCUCCAGCUGAGUGACCUCACUGCUGAGGUACAGGGACGGUCUAUUGAAGCUGUUAGUUGCCCAUUUGGAGAGCAGUUGUUCACCGCUGCACUCAAACUUGGAGGAGGGGAGAGUUUUCCCUGUGCGGGGAGUCGAUCACCCAGACUGUGAAGCCCCAGAGAGGUCAAAUAACCGCAGGGGCUCCAUUCCGCCGUUGUUGCUUCUGGUAAUGAUAUUCAGGGCUGGGCAUGCUCAGUGUCACAAUGUGGGCUCGUUUCAAUGAUGUUAACAGCUCCUACAGCGGACUGGAGAUUAAUAUUCUGAUUCUGAUCCCUAAAGAAAACUGAUCCCAAUUCUAAAUCUGAUUCUAAUAUUUUUCACAAAUACCAAACAAAUGAUCUUGAUCGCCAGCAU